Messenger RNA from Chiloscyllium plagiosum (whitespotted bambooshark), 1845 nucleotides. NCBI's taxonomy places the organism in Eukaryota, Metazoa, Chordata, Chondrichthyes, Orectolobiformes, Hemiscylliidae. The record is from RefSeq and is a predicted model, not a curated record.
ACUAUAUAUACUGACUCAAAGUAUGCAUACGGAGUCGUUCAUACUUUCGGGAAAAUCUGGAAAGAGCGAGGAUUGAUAACUUCCCGGGGAAAGGAAUUAGCUCACGAACAAAUGAUCAGCCUAACGUUGGAAGCCCUGGCGUUACCUACGGAACUUGCAGUAGUCCAUGUACCCGGUCACCAGAAGGGGUCGACACCGGAAGCGGUGGGAAACCGGCUGGCAGACGAGGAAGCCAAGCGGGCAGCGGUCGAAAAAUCUGUCCAAUUGUUAACGUUAAUACCGUUGAGGGAGGGCUCGCUAAACAACCCGUCUUCACCCAGGGGGAGAUUGAUAAAAUGGAUCAAUUGGGUGCCCGGCUAGAUACUAUCGGGAAGUGGACGGUUCCUGAUGGGAGACAAGUACUGAACAAACAGAUCACCCGGGGUAUUCUGCGCCGAUUACACCAUCAGACCCACUGGGGGGUGCAAGCCAUGUGUGAUACAAUCCUGAGAGACUAUGUAUGCAGGGGGAUAUACACGUUAGCCCAACAAGAGGUAGUCGGAUGCCCCACUUGCCUGCGUAUUAAUCAGAAAGCCAUGCGUUCUAUGCCAGCUGGUGGUCAGCCCCUAGCGAUUAGGCCAUUUCAGAGGAUCCAAGUUGACUUUACGGAAUUACCCCCAGUACAGAGAUGGAAAUAUCUGUUAGUAAUAGUAGACCAUUUCACUCACUGGGUAGAGGCUUUCCCAACUGCCAAAGACGAUGCACCAACCGUGGCCCGACUGUUGUUAGAGAACAUAAUCCCGAGAUAUGGCAUAAUGGAAUCUAUUGACUCCGACUGCGGGACGCAUUUUAUUUCUAAGCUACACCAUUUGAUGUGUAAUGCCCUGGGUAUCCAACGGAAAUUCCACACACCCUGGCAUCCUCAGAGUUCGGGUCGAGUUGAGAGAAUGAAUGGCACGCUCAAGACCCAAUUGACUAAGCUGAUGUUAGAAACUAAGUUACCCUGGCCAAAGUGCCUGCCCAUUGCCCUAAUGAGGAUACGUACGGCACCUCGCCGAGAUGUCGGGGUUUCCCCCUAUGAAAUGUUCUUCGGAUUACCGUAUUGGAGUAAGGUUGAUGGAUGUACCACUCUACAAGGGGGGAUGUAUUUAUCCGAACCUAUUUACUGGCCUUAUCCUGUUCUUUUGCAGAACUCCGGAGGAAAGGUCUCCUGGCUCAGACUCCGCCGCUCGACUUCCUCCUGCAUAAGGUGUAGCCCGGAGAUUGGAUACUUGUUAAGACCUGGAAGGCCGAAAAGCUCCAGCCGCGGUGGGAAGGACCGUUCCUGGUUCUGUCAACAACUGAAGCAGCUGUUCGGACGAAAGAAAAAGGGUGGGUCCACGCAUCAAGGAUAAAGGGGCCUGUUCCGCCUGAAGAAGAAAGCACCUGGACAUGCGAGCAAGGGGACAAGCCGUUGUCGGUAAAACUGAAAAGACAGCAAUAAUGAACUCUACUUGGACUGUAUUGGUGGGGAUAUUGAUCAGUUUACUCCUGUAUGUGGGGGAGGGUGAGGGGAGAUGUGACUAAUGUCGAACUACAGUAAGACUUGGGAUUCGAAUCUAUUCGGGAUCAUUUGUGUCCCAUUCCUAUGUGGACGAUAGGUGUUACGAUGUGAGUGCACGCCAUGAAUGAUGGGAGACCCUAUUAUCAGGUAUAUAAUAAAGGAUACGGUGGCAAAAUCCAUGGAUUCCCUAUAAAUGACCGCUGUGUGUGUAUUAGCAAAACUGGGAGGUGGGACCUAUCCUCCGUGUUGCUCAGGGAGCAGGUUGACAGAGACAAGGAGACCAAGAUACAGAUCCCUGAUCGGGGGGUGGGGAAAGAGCAAGA